Paramecium pentaurelia is the source of this 1611-nucleotide messenger RNA. NCBI's taxonomy places the organism in Eukaryota, Ciliophora, Oligohymenophorea, Peniculida, Parameciidae. The record is from the annotation of a GenBank genome assembly.
AUGUUUAAACCAAAAAUGAUAGAAAAUGAAAAAUCACUACAAUGUUCAUAUAAACAUAACCUUCCAAUAGUUUAAGUUGUUCUUAACCCUUUAUUAGAGAAGGAAUAGAGACUCUUAUGUAAUGAGUGUUUGGACAAUGUAGAUAUAGAAGGAAAAGCAGUUGGGUUCAAGAAAAUAAUUCAAAUGAUUGAAGAAUAAUAAAAGUUAAGAAUAGAUCAAGUUGAAAAUAUAAUCAUCAUUAACAUAAAAUAAAUUGAAUUAAUUCAAAAUCAAAUAGAUUAGUUGAAAUAAAAUAUCAUUCAAUAAUUAGAUUAAUUGAAAUUUAUUGUUCAUAAUUGGAUCAAUAAUCUUUAGUCUAUAGGAUUGAGAUAUUAAACAUACAGUUUUCAUGAAGAAUUAGAAAAUAUAAUAAAUAAUAGAAAUAAUCUGAAAAUGAAUGAAAAUUUAUUAAUAAAGGAUAUAUAUGAAGAAUAUAAUAAUUGGUAUUCAAAACUAGCCCUUAAAUUAGAAUUAUUCAAUGAAUUUCCAGAAUAUAAAUAUAAUAACUGCAAAGAAAUAUUAUUGAAUCAUCAAUUAAUGAUUUAAAAGUUUGAUUUGAUAUCAAAUAAAAAAGAUGAACAAUAAAUUUUACUUUCAGAAGAUAACAUAAUCUUAAAAUAAACUGAUUUCUCAGUUAAAUAAAAUGAACAUUGUAUAAGUAUAGCUUUUAAUUCUUCUGACUCAAUCAUGGUAUCAACAAAUGAAAGUAUUAUUAAUGUAUGGAAAUUUUAUAAUGGAAAAUUAGAAUUACUAUAAAGGUUGAAGUAACAUACUGAUUGGGUAAAUGCCUUAGUUUUUAGUAAGAAAUAGAAUUCAUUUAUUUCAUGUUCAAGUGAUAAUACAAUAAGAAUUUGGAAAGUUUAGGGGGCAAAUGAUUGGAUUAGCUCAUUUCUAUAUGAAAAACAUACUGAUAGAGUUUACUGUAUGACUGUAAAUUAAAAUGAGGAUUAAUUAUUUUCUGGAAGUUUGGAUAAGACAAUAAUAGUAUGGAAAUUAGAUUUCAAAUAGAAUUAAUUGAUAUAUCAAUAUUCAUUGGAAAAACACGAUUAAAAAAUUUAGUCAUUAAGUUUAAAUUAAUCAGAAAGAUAACUAGUAUCUUGUGCGGGUUAAAUAAUUAUUUGGGAAAGAGGAUUAAAUAAUAAAAUGGAAUUUAAAUAUUUUGUUAACCUGCCUGACAAUAUUUAUGGAUAAAAUAUAUAGUUUAUCAAGGAGAAUUAAUUUGUUUUGUAUCCUGGUAGUAAAUAAGUUGACGAAAUUUUCAUAUUUGAAUAAGAAGAAGGCGAAUAUCAAGAGAAUUAGGAAAAGAAAAUUUAAAUAAAUUAAAAUAAGAAUAUAUAGAAUAUGUACUUAUUUCCAAUAGUUUAUAAUAAAUAAAGUAAUUUGAUGAUAGUAAGGCAUAAAGCUUGCAUCUAUUUUAUUAGGGAAUUAAAUAAUGGAAAGUUCAAAAUAGUUGAAUAAUUAAAUUUAAAUACAAAUAGUAUUUAUGGAGCUGUCACAAAUAAUAGUUAACAUUUAGUUUUUUGGGAUAAUUAUAAAGGAGAGUAUUCAAUAUAUGAAUUAUAAUAUAAAUGA